Molecule: messenger RNA, 4417 nt
Organism: Mauremys mutica (yellowpond turtle)
Lineage: Eukaryota; Metazoa; Chordata; Testudines; Geoemydidae
Gene: PHTF1
Product: putative homeodomain transcription factor 1
Exons: 19
Coding region: 176-2449 (757 amino acids)
Cellular component (GO): endoplasmic reticulum
Source: RefSeq, a predicted model, not a curated record
GAAGGAGUAACACGCGCCCGCCCCGCCCCGGCCGGUGAUUGGCCACGCCGGGGGGCGGGGCUAAGUCACAGCAGCGCCGCGGCCCGGGGGCGAUGGUGCUGGGGGUUGUGACCGCCCCACCCGGGGCCCCCGCCCGCCACGAAGGUCACUCGUCCGGCGGCGGCUGAGGAGCCCGAUGGCCGCACCUGGCAGAGAUGCCAUCGCCUGGUACCAGAAGAAGAUUGGAGCCUAUGACCAACAGAUAUGGGAAAAGUCUAUAGAACAGACAGAGGUGAAGGGCUUCAAAAACAAACCAAAAAAAAAGGGCCAUAUACAGCCUGAUCUGAUAGAUGUUGACUUAAUCAGAGGCUCCACAUUUGCCAAAGCCAAGCCUGAAAUCCCGUGGACGUCACUAACUAGAAAGGGGAUUGUGCGGGUUGUGUUUUUUCCAUUAUUCAGCCGUUGGUGGAUACAGGUUACGUCCCAGCAUAUUUUUAUGUGGCUUCUGGUCCUUUACCUCAUGCAAGUUAUAGCAGUCGUGUUGUAUUUCAUGAUACCUGUUGUGAGUGCAAGUGAAAUUAUUGGACCAAUGUGCCUUAUGCUACUGAUGGGAACUGUUCACUGUCAGAUCGUGUCUACCCAGAUCAACAAACACCCAGGAACCAAUGGAAGCAGCAGGAGGCGGAGAAAAUUACGCAAACCUGGGGGUAGUGAUGGGAGCAGAGAUGCUGGCAGCUGGUCUUCCUCUGACAAAGCCAAUAAAGGAGACAAGCAGUUGGAACCUACAUCCAUUAUCAACAGUUUGUUUGGCAUGCUCUUCCGAAGGAGGUUAAGGAGGGUGAAAUUGGUAGCUGAUAAAGGGACUGAAACAGAAAGUGGUGUGAGUUCUGUGUAUAGUGGCAUUAAGAACAGACUUUCCAGAUCCGAAUAUAGGCUGCUGCAUUUCAAAGAGAGAGACAGACUUUCAGAUGGGGAGAAGAGUCAUCGGGAUGGCUGCACACAUACGGGUGGCAUUUCUGAUGAGCUGUCAAGUGAGGAGGAUGCUGAAGCCAUGGCACAGAGGAUUUUGUUACGCAGAAGUGUAGAAGGGGCCUCCAGUGACAAUAGCUACGAAGACAAGAAUAGGAAACCUCUUACUUCUUCAAACCAGUCAGUUUCACAGGUCAAUCAAGGCAUUAAAGGUUCCAGAGAGUCCGAUAGUGUGGUUGAAUCUGAACUAGACUCAACAGCCUUUAGUCAGGAAUCAAGGUCUUGUUUUAGUGGUGGGUCCCAGAGCUGCAGUGUUUCUCGGAGAGACUCUGAAAGCACCCGCCAUGACUCUGAGACAGAGGACAUGCUCUGGGAUGACCUGCUUCAUGGACCAGAGUGCCGUUCUUCCUACACCAGUGACAGCGAGGAAGGGAAUGUAAAAGGAAGUAAACGGGACCUGAAAGACGAUGUUUUCCAACAGAACCAUUUGUUCUGGCUUCAGAAUUCGAGCCCUGCAUCUGCAAAAGUAAGUGCCCUGAUCUGGGAGGGAAGUGAGUGCAAGAAGGUGGACAUGUCUGUGCUGGAGAUCAGCGGGAUCAUCAUGAGCAGAGUUAAUGCCUAUCAGCAGGGAGUAGGCUAUCAGAUGCUGGGAAACGUUGUCACCAUUGGGUUAGCAUGUCUUCCUUUCCUCUACCGGCUCGUCCAUACAAAGAAUCUUGAACAGCUGCGAUCCAUUUCAAUGAAGGAACUUUUGAAUAUCUUUUGUGGGGCUCCUACCAUCACCCCUGUCAUUGUCUUGGCUGUGAUUAACUUCCUGGAGCGUCUCUGCCUGACUUGGAUGUUUUUCUUUAUGAUGUGCGUUGCUGAGAGAACUUACAAACAGCGGUUUUUGUUUGCCAAACUUUUUAGUCACAUAACAUCUGCCCGAAAAGCCAGGAAGUAUGAAAUCCCCCACUUCAGACUCAAGAAGGUGGAGAAUAUUAAAAUUUGGUUGUCACUGCGCUCCUACCUAAAGAGGAGAGGGCCCCAGCGAUCUGUGGAUGUAGUUGUCUCUUCAAUCUUUUUAUUGGCUCUAUCAAUUGCUUUCAUAUGCUGUGCACAGGUUUUAAAAGGGCACAAAACAUUCCUGAAUGCAGCUUACAACUGGGAGUUCCUCAUCUGGGAAACAGCCCUCCUCCUUUUUCUACUGCGCCUGGCAUCACUGGGCUCUGAAACCAACAAAAAAUAUAGUAAUAUUUCAAUCCUGCUCACUGAACAGAUUAAUUUAUACCUAAAGAUGGAAAAGAAGCCAAACAAGAAAGAACAGCUCUCCCUAGUGAACAAUGUUUUAAAACUGUCUACAAAGCUACUGAAGGAGUUAGACACACCAUUUAGACUCUAUGGCCUGACUAUGAACCCUUUAAUCUACAACAUCACACGAGUUGUGAUCCUGUCUGCCAUCUCAGGUGUUAUAAGUGAUCUUCUUGGAUUCAAUAUCAGAUUAUGGAAAAUCAAACCAUGAACUGGCCAAGGCUCAGCCCUCAAUGCUGUGAGGAUUAUCAAACCAUCAGGACGACACUGGAUAGAAGCAAGACAUUGGCUUGAGGCAGAGGUGGUCCUAAAUUUUGGCAUAUUUCUUACACAUUUCUUCGUGUAUCAAAGAUGUUUUCUCACAUUGCUUAGAUUCACAGCCUACAGAAUAAACUAGUUUAACUUGUGAGGGCAGCCCAGGACUUGCACACUAAGUAAACAAAACGUGAUUUGUCCAUCAGCAGUGUGACACUGUUCUAAGGGCAUUUCCCUAUUAAGUAGGCACCAAAGUGUGAAGCAGCCACACAUUUUGGAGGGGCCUCAAAACAGUAGGAGAACAAUGCUAUGGGAUUCUGUAUACAACAGCUUGUGGCCAUAGCUCUGUUAAAGGCUAUUUAUAGAUGGAUAAAUAAGUUACUGCAGCAGGCUGGCUCUGUGUUACACAACUAACUUGCUGUGGCAGCGUCUCCAUUUCCUCUGUUAACAUUAAUUUCACUGCAGUAAGUCAGUACUAUGACUCCCAAUUACUGCUUUAAGAUAUAAAUAAGCUCUUCACUUGUUAAAAUAUGGCGUUAAGGCCUUGACAAGAGGACUCACUUUCCUAAUAACUGUCCAGGCUAAAUGCACUACAGCUGAGCAGAACAUGCCAGGUGCUGGAUGGUUAGGGGGUAGACUUUAAAAUUCUGCUAUCUGUGCCUUUUUAGUUUACAUAUUAGAGCAGAUCCCUGUUCCCCUUUCCAUCAGCUGCAUCUUCCUCCAGUGCCCCGUUUGAUAGGUGCAUGUGUCUAGUGGCUUCAAGUAAAGAAACAUUCAUUUAAGUGCCUUUAGGCUAGAGGGGCAAGGUCUGGUUUGAACCUUGCCCCUUUAUUCUGUGCUACUACAGCCUUUCAUGAAAAUUCAGUCCCUCCACCCAAGAUAAAUAUUGCCUCCAAGGGCACUUGAUGGUUAAACUUUCAGUUGCAUAGCAACAUUAAAGCCACUCUGCUGCACAUACCAGGAGAGAUGAUAGUUUUUAUAUAAUUAAGUGUUCUUCAGACAACUCAUUAUUCUUGACUGAUAAGCCCUAAUAGAACAAGCAAAGCAUUCUCCACAAGGGACUAUGCUACCACUUGUUCUCUACAACCCCUCAAUCUGUAAAGCACCAUCAGUGUAUAAACAUUUUUUACAAUGCUGGUAGCAGCUAGAAAACUGAAGAAUAGAGUAACAUUUACAUGUAACACUUGAAUCUUUGGUAAUGAUUUGGUUAGAGUUUUGAGGAGGUGGGUCAAUAGGGCUGUUAAAGCAUUCUGGAAAAUAUUAAUGCUUUCUAUUUCUAUAGUGCCUUACCUUUCUAACACAGGUAAGUAUUAUUCAGAGAUGUGGUAAAAGUGGAAGAAAAGAAGAUUCCCCUGUUCUAAUGCACAGCCUCCUAAAAGUAUACAGUAGCUGCCUUUUAUGCAACACUACUAAUAAAGUACCUUGGACCAAAGUAAAUGGCCCUCUGGGGUAAGGACUGAUUGUGAAAACCACGUGAGGCACGAAUGUGAUAAAUCUCAUACUGAAGGGGAGGUUAACAGUCUACAACUGGUAUGAGGAAAGAAUCUAAAGCCACUUCACUAGCAGAAGUUGUUUUGCUGUAAGUGCAGCUUGUGUUUUCCUUAGGCUGGUGACUUUUUCAAUAAAUUAAGAAAUAGUAAGUCAGUCAUAGGACUAAGAUUGAGAGAAAAGGAUACCUUUAACUCCACUGUUCCAUCUCAUGCCAUAAAGGGACGAUGACAUAGGUCAUUGUUUGUAGUAAAUUGUUUAUGCAAAGCUAUUUUCUGUACAAUGAAAAGUAGUAGAAAUGUAAAAAGUGACAUUUAAUACACAAAUAAACCCAUGGAAGCAAACUCCAUCAAAACAGCUGGUAUUAUAUUUGGCAGGACUGUGGUUGAGUAUGUUAUGUGAAAAGGGAGACAAGGUAACUUUCAGAUGAUAAAUG